Molecule: messenger RNA, 924 nt
Organism: Mauremys reevesii (Reeves's turtle)
Lineage: Eukaryota; Metazoa; Chordata; Testudines; Geoemydidae
Product: zinc finger protein 551-like
Exons: 2
Coding region: 1-774 (257 amino acids)
Biological process (GO): regulation of transcription by RNA polymerase II
Cellular component (GO): nucleus
Molecular function (GO): RNA polymerase II transcription regulatory region sequence-specific DNA binding; DNA-binding transcription factor activity, RNA polymerase II-specific
Source: RefSeq, a predicted model, not a curated record
AUGGUCUAUCCUUGUGGAAGAUGUGGGAAAAGCUUCAAUGAGAGCUCAGACCUUAUCGCACAUCAGAGAAUCCACAGAGGAGAGAGACCCUACAUGUGCUCUGAGUGUGGGAAAGGCUUCAAUUGGAGCUCAAACCUUAUCGCACACAGGAGAAUCCACACAGGAGAGACGCCCUACACAUGCUCUGAGUGUGGGAAAAGCUUCAGUCAGAGGUCUACCCUUAUCGCACACAGGAGAAUCCACAGCAGAGAGACGCCCUACACAUGCUCUGAGUGCGGGAAAAGCUUCCGUUGGCGCUCAAACCUUAUUGCACAUCAGAGAAUCCACACUCGACAGACGCACUACACGUGCUCCGAGUGCGGGAAAAGCUUCAGUUGGCGCUCAAACCUUAUCACACAUCAGAGAAUCCACACAGGAGAGACGCCCUACACAUGCUCCGAGUGUGGGAAAAGCUUCAGUCAGAGAUCUACCCUUAUCGCACACAGGAGAAUCCACACAGGAGAGACGCCCUACACAUGCGCUGAGUGUGGGAAAAGCUUCAAUCAGAGCGCUACCCUUAUCGUACAUCAGAGAAUCCACACUGGAGAGACACCCUACACAUGCUCUGAGUGCGGGAAAAGCUUCAAAUGGAGCUCAAACCUUAUCAAACAUCGUAGAAUCCACACAGGAGAGACGCCCUACACAUGCUCUGAGUGCGGGAAAAGCUUCAAUCGGAGCUCAAACCUUACCGUACAUCGUAGAAUCCACACAAGAGAGACCCUACACAUGCUCUGAGUGCGGAAAAGCUUCAUUGAAUGCUCAGACCUUGUCAGACAUCGUAGAAUUCACAGUGGAGAGAGACCCUACACAUGCUCUGCAUUUGGGAAAAGCUUCAAUCAGAGGUCAUUCCCUAUUAGAUAUCAGAAAAUCCAAAUGGGAGAGAAC